AUGGGUGUCAAUGCUUCAGAGCCAACCCGAACGCAAUCGCGGCCGAGUCAAUCUCAGGGGAGGCACCACCAGGCUCCGCCGGUGAAACGGUCUACGUCUUCGAGUAACACCGGCACCACGACAACCACAACGAGCUCGAAUUCUAACAAAACUGGCGCCGCCUCCUCCUCAUCCGGUGCUUCCUCCUCAGCCGCUAGUCGAACGUCCCUCGCUAGUCUCCGGGAAACCUUACCGGAAAAUCCUCACAUAUACGACGUCUCUGAGAUUCGAGCCGCCACCAACAAUUUCCUUGCUCAUCGUCUAUCUUCCUCUUCCUCUAAAGCCUCAUGGCGAUGCAAUUUGAGAGGGAAAGAGGUGGUCGUCUUCCAGAGAAAGUUCAGGCGGCGAAUCGCCAAAGACGAGCUCAGGGAUCGGCUUUCCGAUAUCUGCCGGAGCCACCACGGGAGCAUCAUAAACCUACUCGGCGCUUCUGUAUCCGGCGGCGGAGGAGGCGAUCACAUAUACCUAGUCUACGAGUACGUCAACGGAGCGUCCCUCGCCGAUUGCUUGAGAAAUCCUAAGAACCCUAAUUUCACAGUUUUAUCGAAUUGGACCUCGCGGAUUCAAAUCGCAACGGAUCUAGCUCACGGGCUCGAUUACAUCCACAACAAGACCGGAUUGAAAAUCGAGAACCUCGUCCACAAUCACAUAAAGAGCUCGGCGGUGAUCGUGACGGAGCCCGAUUUCAACGGUAAGAUCUGCCACUUCGGCACCGCGCAGCUAUGCGGAGAAACGCACGAAAUGUCACCGGAGAGAGACGGAUCGAGAAAUUCACAGCGAUCUGCUGUCAGAUUCGAAGGGGUGAGAGGCUACAUGUCGCCGGAAUUUCAAGCGUCGGGAAUCGCCACUCAGAAAUCAGACGUCUACGCGUUCGGAGUCAUGAUGCUGGAGCUUCUCUCCGGCGAGGAGCCGCUGAAGUACAGGUAUGAUAAAGCCAGCGGAGAUUUCGAGCGGACGUCGGUGAUAGAAACCGCGGGAGCGGCAGUCGACGGCGGAGAGAGCGAUGUAGAGGGGCGGUUGAGGAGGUGGAUGGAUCGGAGAUUGGAGGAUUCGUUUCCGGUCACGGUGGCGGAGAAAUUGACGAGGCUGGCGUUGGAAUGCGUGCAAGAUGAUCCGGUGAAUCGGCCGGAGAUGGGAAGAGUCGCCGGAAAAAUAUCUCAACUGUAUUUGGAAUCGGAAAAAUGGUCGACGAAUAUGAAACGGCCAAUAGAUAUCACCGUCUCGUACGCUCCAAGAUGA
Messenger RNA from Microthlaspi erraticum, 1278 nucleotides. The record is from the annotation of a GenBank genome assembly. Lineage: Eukaryota; Viridiplantae; Streptophyta; Magnoliopsida; Brassicales; Brassicaceae.